CUAUGUUGAAGAACAAAACACACUUCUUCUCCAUUUCCUUUGAGAGAGAAAAGUAAGGGACUUUGAGAGAUUUUGAGUGCUAUUCUGGCUGCACACCACUCUCACUCACCAAUCAAACAUGUCUAUUGGGUAUGCCGAGAAGCUUUCCUACAUAGAAGAUGUGGGCAACGUUGGAAUGGCCGAACAUUUCGACCCAUCUCACGUUUUGAGAGAAAAGAUAGAUCAACUCGCUAUCAUGAUAAAAAAGAGCAAGCAUCUAGUGGUGUUUACAGGCGCAGGAAUAUCAACUUCUUGUGGUAUACCUGAUUUCCGAGGUCCCAAGGGAAUUUGGACGCUUCAGCGAGAAGGGAAAGCCUUGCCUGAAGCAUCUCUGCCAUUUCAUCGUGCAGUGCCAAGCUUGACUCACAUGGCUCUGGUUGAAUUAGAAAAGGCUGGUAUUUUGAAGUUCGUUAUCAGUCAGAAUGUUGAUGGUCUCCAUCUUCGGUCUGGAAUACCAAGGGAGAAACUAGCUGAAUUGCAUGGGAAUUCCUUCAUGGAAAUUUGUCCUUCUUGUGGAACUGAGUACUUUCGUGAUUUUGAGGUAGAAACUAUUGGUUUAAAGGAGACAUCACGGCGCUGUGUUGAUGUAAAAUGUGGGACAAGGCUUAAGGAUACUGUCCUUGAUUGGGAGGAUGCAUUGCCUCCAAAGGAGAUGAAUCCUGCUGAGAAGCACUGCAAACAGGCAGAUAUUGUGUUAUGUUUGGGGACGAGUUUACAAAUAACUCCAGCAUGCAACUUGCCUCUGAAAGCACUUCGUGGUGGGGGUAAAGUUGUCAUUGUAAAUCUCCAGAAAACUCCAAAGGACAAGAAAGCCAGUUUAGUCAUACAUGGAUUUGUAGAUAAGGUAAUUGCAGGUGUCAUGGACCAGCUUAAUCUUCAGAUUCCUCCAUUUAUCAGGAUUGAUCUUUUCCAGAUUAUUCUGGUGCAAGCUUUGAGCAACGAUAAAAGAUAUGUGAACUGGACUCUCCAGGUUGCAAGUGCUCAUGGACAAAGAGCUGCAUUGCCUUUCAUCAAGUCUGUUGAGGUCUCCUUCUUAGACAGGGAAGAUUACAAAGCAGCCAGUCUGGAUAAGCAACCAUUUCGGCUUAAAAGGAGAACAGCGUAUAACAAGGCAUUUGAAAUGGUUCUGAAACUCAACUUUAGUGAUGGCUGUGGUUGCUCGUCCCACGAAAUUGAUGUCCCAGUUGAUUUUAAGGUUUCAACUGAUUGCUUUGACUUUGAUAAGGACUUCAUAUUCCAAAAGCUGAGAGACAAGGCAAUUCUUGAAUCAAAAUGUGGUCAGAAUGCUGUUAUCGAGAGAAAGACCAUCUUGACACCUAGAAGUGAUGUCACUACCUAUGCCAUUGUCACCAAUGCUAUUCAAUACAGCAAAACAUGUAAAUCAGUCCCUGAUUCUCUCAGUAAUGGUGAUCUUAAGAAAAGAAAAUCAAGCGUGACCGGUACAGGAUCGUCUAGGAAGCGUUCAAAAGGAAAAAGAAAAAGAAAAGAAGUCACAAAAGAAACUAAAAACAGAAAUGCUUAGCUAUUGC
This is a messenger RNA of Abrus precatorius (Indian licorice), 1568 nucleotides long. Its product is annotated as NAD-dependent protein deacetylase SRT1. The transcript has 15 exons. The record is from RefSeq and is a predicted model, not a curated record. Lineage: Eukaryota; Viridiplantae; Streptophyta; Magnoliopsida; Fabales; Fabaceae. Gene Ontology annotation, molecular function: NAD+ binding. The coding region runs from base 119 to 1561 and encodes 480 amino acids.